AAUUGGUGUAUUAUAAAUUGAUUGUUGUUUUAUUUUUUUCAUAUUUUCCAAUUAAGUGUAGACUGAAAAUUGGAUUUGACGGGGAAGGUGAAGUUGGUGGCGGCAAGACUUUGGGGGAGAGAGAGAGAGAGCGAGCGAUGGCGAUGAAACCACUUGUGAACGCGUUUUCAUUGUUGGAGCUCGACGCUGAAGACGAUCAAAUUCCCGCUCUUUCUACUUCCUCCAAAGAUGACGCUACUGUUUCUUACCCUUCACCAACAGGAAAAAGAAAGAAGGAAGUUAAUAUAUCUGGUGAUAUUCUGACGGGAGAAAGACAGAAACAAGGUCAACCAAAUGCAGUUGCAGAAGACUACAAGUUUCCUCUUGUUUGGAUUGACUUGGAAAUGACUGGUUUAAAUGUUGAAACAGAUAGAAUACUGGAGAUAGCUUGUAUUAUUACCAAUGGCAACCUGACCAAAUUGGUUGAGGGUCCUGAUUUAGUGAUUCACCAAUCAAAAGAAUGUCUAGAUAAAAUGGGAGAAUGGUGUCAAAGUCAUCAUGCAGCCAGUGGAUUGACAAAAAAAGUACUGCGAAGUACAAUUAGUGAACGAGAAGCUGAAAAACAGGUUAUACAAUUUGUGAAGAAACAUGUUUGUACCGAUAAACUACACUUGGCUGGAAAUUCAGUUUAUAUGGAUUUUAUUUUUUUGAAGAAAUACAUGCCAGAUUUGGCUGGACUUUUUUCGCAUGUGCUCGUCGAUGUCAGUAGUAUAAAGACUCUUUGCGAUCGCUGGUAUCCAAGAGAUCGGAAGAAAGCCCCGCCAAAAGAGAAUAAACACAGGGCUAUGGAUGAUAUCAGAGAAAGCAUAAUGGAACUCAAAUAUUACAAGGAAAAUAUAUUUAAGAAUUCAAAAAAGUGAUGCAAGAGGAAGCACCAUAACCAGAAGAUUGCAUGCUUGAACGGUACGGAGAUUUUACUUUAAAUUUCACGUCUAUCAUUCAUCUCCUAAUUCAAUUGUGUAUAAUGUACUACUAUCUUCUGUUAUCGUGGAUGUUCUGCUGUUAAGUGGUGGUUGGAUAGACUUUUACAUCUUACCACUUUGUAAAGUUUAACUCUUUAAGGUGCGUAUAAAUUUAAUUGAUGAAAUAUUUAUUUAUAUCUUAUCUGAAAGUUCUUUAGCUGAAA
Messenger RNA from Cucumis sativus (cucumber), 1165 nucleotides. RefSeq names its product oligoribonuclease. Gene Ontology annotation, cellular component: mitochondrion. The transcript has 8 exons. The record is from RefSeq and is a predicted model, not a curated record. Gene Ontology annotation, molecular function: 3'-5'-RNA exonuclease activity; nucleic acid binding. The coding region runs from base 138 to 899 and encodes 253 amino acids. Lineage: Eukaryota; Viridiplantae; Streptophyta; Magnoliopsida; Cucurbitales; Cucurbitaceae.